Messenger RNA from Lipotes vexillifer (Yangtze River dolphin), 3882 nucleotides. It is a transcript of the gene POLRMT, whose product is annotated as RNA polymerase mitochondrial. Gene Ontology annotation, biological process: mitochondrial transcription. Bases 5 to 3703 code for a protein of 1232 amino acids. Gene Ontology annotation, cellular component: mitochondrial DNA-directed RNA polymerase complex. The record is from RefSeq and is a predicted model, not a curated record. The transcript is spliced from 21 exons. Lineage: Eukaryota; Metazoa; Chordata; Mammalia; Artiodactyla; Lipotidae. Gene Ontology annotation, molecular function: protein binding; DNA-directed RNA polymerase activity; mitochondrial promoter sequence-specific DNA binding.
CGGCAUGUCAGCUGCACGCUGGGGCCGCGGCGUGGCGGGGUUCGGGAGGGCCCUGUGGCCGGCGGGACCCCCCGGCCUCCUGGCCGGGGAAGGGGCCCUUGGUGGCGUCUGGGGCCGUAAGAGGAGCUCGACUGCCAGCCCUUGUGAGCAGGACCGCCGGAAGGACUGGGGCCAUGCCGAGCUGCUGGAGGUGCUCAAGGCGCGGGUGCGGCAGCUGCAGGCCGAGGGCGUGGCAGAGGUGCCGGUGAAGAGGGUGGCCAAGAGGGUGGCCGUGGCUCGAGCCCCGGAGGCUGGCGGCGCCCAGCCACCCAGGCAGGCCCAGGCCGGGGCCAAGGGGGCCGCCGCCACGCUCAGCAGCCGCUGGGCGCAGAAACUGGACAGCGAUCAGCGGCUGAUGGAGAAGCGCAAGCAGCGGCUGGAGGGGAAGAUGCAGAAGCGUGUGGAGAAGGGCGCCUGGCAAAAGCAGCUGCGCCUGGAGCCCCGGCUGCUGAGCAGGAGGCUGGCGAGCCAGCUGCAGCACUGGGAGCAGGGGGCGCCCCGGAGCCCGUGGGAGGAGCAGCUGGCACAGCUGCUGCAGGAGGCCCCACACAGGCUGAGCAGCGAGGCAGCGGCGGCUCCGGCGGACAGAGGCCCCGAGUCGCGGCUGGAGGGCCAGCAGCAGAGGCUCCUGUCCUUCUUUGAGUGCUGCCUGCUCACGGGCCACCUGCCCCUGGCCCAUCACAUGCUGGUCACCCACCACAGCAAGUCCCCGCAGCAGCGCCUGCUCACGCUCUCCAUGUACAACAUGGUCAUGCUCGGCUGGGCUCGCCAGGGCUCCUUCAAAGAGCUGACCUACGUGUUCUUCAUGCUGAAAGAUGCUGGCCUCGCCCCGGACCUGCGGUCCUAUGCGGCUGCCCUGCAGUGCAUGGGGCGCCUGGACCAGGAUGCUGGCACCAUCCGAAGGUGCCUGAAGCAGAUGGCGCAGGACGGGCUACAGCUGCAGGGGCUCUUCACAGCUGUGCCGCUGAGCGCCGAGGAGCGGGCUGAGCUCCUGCGGGCCGUGCGCAAGGCCAAGCCCGCCUUCACCCCCCCGCAGCCGCCUGUGCCCCCGCCCCAGGUCAACACCUCACCGCUGCUCCGGGAGAUCUAUGCCAAGGAUCCCGCUGUGUCCUACCCAAGGCUGCACUUGUCCCUGAAGGAGCUGCAGGGCCUCUUCCAACAGCAGCUUCGCGUGGAGAUGGCCAGCACCGUCACCGUGGAGUCUGUGGAGAAGGUUCCACUGCUGACCAAGGAGGUCCUGCAUGCGCGGAAGACCCUGGCAGACCUGCGCACCCGAUGGAGGACGGCGCUGUACCGGGAGCUGCAAGAGACCAAGGAGAGCGAGGCCCACGCUGCUCGAGAAGGCCGCCUCUCACUCUUCCCGUACCUGUGCCUGCUCAGCGAGAAGGAGGUUGUGAAGAUGCUGCUGCAGACCCUGCAGGCGCUGCCCGCGCAGGGAGAGUCACUUCUCUUCCUGGCGCACGAGCUGGGUCUGCGCGUCUUCAAGAGGAAGCAGCUCAGAAACGAGGUGCAGGAAUUGGAGCAGCGCUACUCCAAGUACCUGCACCUGCUGGCCUCCGACACCCAGGUGGCGGAACCGUGCCUGCCACGGCAGCACUGGGAGGCGCUGGGGGUGCCUGAGGACCCCCACGAGCAGCCCUGGCCCAUGUCAGUGGUGGUGCAGCUGGGCAAGCAGCUGGCGGAGGUGCUGGUGCGGGCCGCGCAGAUGCCCAGCAGCCUGGCAGCGCCCCGGAGCCCUGGCACACUCAUCCCUGUGCUCUACCACGUGUACUCCUUCCGCAGCUUCCGCCAGAUCGGGAUCCUGAAGCCUCACCCGGCCUUCACGCAGCUGCUGGAGACGGCGGCAGAGCGCACACUGACCUUUGAGUCGACGGACGUGCCCAUGCUGUGCCCACCACUGCCCUGGACGUCGCCCCACUCAGGCGCCUUUCUGCUGAGCCCCACCAAGAUGAUGCGCUCAGUGGAGGGCAGCCAGCAGCACCAGCUCCUGCUGGAGCGCUGCCCGCCUGCCGAGCUGCACGGCGCCCUGGAUGCCCUCACCCAGCUGGGCAACUGUGCCUGGCGGGUCAACGGACGCGUGCUGGACCUGGUCCUGGAGCUCUUCACUGACAAGGGCUGCCCUCGCCUGGGUGUGCCCGCCCCGCCCUCCGAGGCCCCCCGGCCACCUGAGGGCCGUCAGCCUCCCAAGCGCUGCUUGCUGCCCGAGGUCUCGCCUGCUGAAAAGGCUGAGAUGCGGCGGGAGCUGGCCCGGCGCCUGAAGGUGGCACGGGAGAUGCAGAGCCUGCGCGCCGAUGCACUGUACCGCCUGUCGCUGGCCCAGCACCUGCGGCACCGCGUCUUCUGGCUGCCGCACAACAUGGACUUCCGCGGCCGGACCUAUCCCUGCUCACCGCAUUUCAACCACCUGGGCAGUGACCUGGCCCGCGCACUGCUGGAGUUUGCCCAGGGCCGCCCACUCGGCCCCCACGGCCUCAACUGGCUCAAGAUCCACCUGGUCAACCUCACGGGGCUCAAGAAGCGCGAGUCGCUGCAGGCGCGCCGGGACUACGCGGACCAGCUGAUGGAGGACAUCCUGGACUCGGCGGACCGGCCCAUGGCGGGCCGCAAGUGGUGGAUGGAGGCGGACGAGCCCUGGCAAGCCCUGGCCUGCUGCAUGGAGGUCGCCCGGGCGGUGCGUGCCCCCGACCCCACCGCCUACGUCUCCCACUUCCCGGUUCACCAGGAUGGCUCCUGUAACGGCCUGCAGCACUACGCCGCCCUGGGCCGGGACAGCGUGGGGGCCGCCUCCGUCAACCUGUUGCCCUCGGACUUGCCGCAGGACGUGUACAGUGAGGUGGCUGCAAAGGUGGAGGUGUUCCGCAGGCAGGACGCCGAACAGGGUGUGCGGGUGGCCCAGGUGCUGGAGGGUUUCAUCAGCCGCAAGGUGGUCAAGCAGACGGUGAUGACCGUAGUGUACGGGGUCACCCGCUACGGGGGCCGCCUGCAGAUCGAGAAGCGCCUCCGGGAGAUCCACGACUUCCCCCAGGACUUCAUGUGGGAGGCUUCUCACUACCUCGUGCGCCAGGUGUUCAACAGCCUGCAGGAGAUGUUCUCGGGCACCCGGUCCAUCCAGCGCUGGCUGACCGAGAGCGCCCGGCUCAUCUCCCACACGGGCUCGGCCGUGGAGUGGGUCACGCCCCUGGGCAUCCCCAUCAUCCAGCCCUACCACCGUGACUCCAAGGUCAUGGUAUGUGCAAUCAAAGGCGGGCUCCAGAGCCUCACCUUCAGCAGCAGCGUGGACACCAGCCAGAAGCCCAACACGCUGAAGCAGAAGAACGGCUUCCCACCCAACUUCAUCCACUCCCUGGACUCCUCGCACAUGAUGCUCACGGCCCUGCACUGCUACAGGAAGGGCCUGACCUUCGUCUCGGUGCACGACUGCUUCUGGACCCACGCCGCUGACAUUGCGGUCAUGAACCAGGUCUGCCGCGAGCAGUUCGUCCGUCUGCACAGCCAGCCCAUUCUCCACAACCUGUCCAGGUUCCUGAUCGAGCGGUUCUGCUCCGACCCCAGGACCUCCAAGAGCAUCUGGGUCUCCAGGCUGACGGACACGCUGCUGUCUGUGCCCAAGGCAGGGACGUUCAACCUGGAGCAGGUGAAACGCUCCACGUACUUCUUCAGCUGAGGGCCUGUGCCGCCUCCCUGUUCCUUAGUGUGAAUAAAGGUCUGUCACCACGUGGGGGCUGCUUGCCUCGGGGAGGGGCGGGCUGCGCGCCGCGUCCAGGCGGAGCGAUCAUACGCGGCAGGCUGGGCGCCAAUGCUGUCGUUUAUUGCGCGGAAUGGGGGCGUGGGGCUUAGUGGGGC